Molecule: messenger RNA, 1089 nt
Organism: Adineta ricciae
Lineage: Eukaryota; Metazoa; Rotifera; Eurotatoria; Adinetida; Adinetidae
Source: the annotation of a GenBank genome assembly
AUGCCGAUCAUGUUAAAACAACAAUCAUCAUCAAUAAUAAACAAAUCUCCUAAAAAAGACAAAGAUUUGCCAACAGUCAAAGUCACUCAUGAUUACGUUUUUACACGAUGGAUGGGAUCAUGGGAGCGUCGGCUAUCUCUCUGGUCAAACCACGCAUAUUCAGAUGCACUACUUGGUUAUAUUGGCAAGAUUUUUGGUCAACAAGCAAAUAUCUAUCAUUAUUUCGAUCGAUUGUGGAAUGAUAGUUUAUACAAUUCCAAUGAUGAACUUGAUCUGCUGAAUAUCUUAAUUGAGAGAAUAUCCAAAGUACCCGGUGCGAAAACAUCGUUACAUAAACGACAGGAAACUUCAAGAAUUGAGAGUCGUUUAAAUGAAAUUCGAGCAAUUUUCGAUCGAAAUUUCAAUUCAAGGUUCAAGAUUUCGUCUAAAAUCAACACAGAAGACUUGAUUAGAAAAGAUUCCAUCACAAGUUACUUUGAUUUAGGCUGCGGAAACGGUUUGAUCACCGCUCGGAUAGGAAAUUACUUCAAUCUAUCAUCCGAGACUAUUUUUGGUGGUGACGUGUUCAACAGUCACAAUCCUGAUAUAACAUUUGUCUCCAUAGAUCAAGAUCAAUCUAUCAUCGACCUUUCCGACCAAAGUGUGAAUUUGAUCACUUGUCUUGUUACACUUCAUCAUAUACCGCACAUUGAUGAGAUUCUUCGUGAACUCGCUCGUAUUGUCCAACCAAAUGGUUAUUUAAUUAUUCGCGAACAUGAUUGUAAAUUGGAACGGUCAUUAUUGACGAAAUAUCUGCAUUUCAUACAUGGAAUUAUGAUCAUCGCACAUAUCGGUGAAUUCAGUACUGAAUAUUUAAUUGAUAAAAAUGAAAAAUUAACGUGGAUAGAGCAGAAAAAGAAAAUCAUUAACUACACAAAAUCGAUUCAGUACAAAACACGAGAAGAAUGGCAAAAGCACUUGGAAAAUGUUGGAUUUACUCACCUAGCCACAUUUGAUUAUGAUUUGAACAAAACAACCAAUCCACAACGAUUAUUCUACGCAGUUUAUCAGCGUAAUCACCAAGUGACAUCAAAUACCGAACAAACAUAA